GGUACGGUCUUGUCUCACAUACCGAUUGUUACUGGGUUAGCAAUAAGUCCUAAGAGUACCAAAGACCGCAAGACCACCCCACCGAGCUUUUAUCCCGCCCCCAGGAGAGAUUCUUUUCGAUUGAGAUAAUCAAUGUUCUUUACAACAAGAUUUUACUUCAUUGUUACAAAUUCAAUACACGGGGAAGACAAUCUACGUCCCAGGAAAUAAAAUGGCAAUGUCAAUCUUUCCUCUUGAUAUGACACCUAUUACCGAAAAUCUGUCUGUUAUUGCUGCUGAGGUACAGCCAUUAAUUGUUAACUUAGCUAGUGACGAGAAUCUUCGUGAUCCAACCAAACCACCUAUAAUGACGCCCAUCACAGAGGAACUUGCAUCUCAUCCAAGUACUAUUGACUCUAGUCUUUCGAAUAUCACAACCAUGUCCAAAGAGCAGCAAAGUACAUCGUUGGAGUCGACCAUCACCGUGCCACUGCAAGAGCAGAUUCUGAAAGUCCUAGUUUUGCCAAAACGCAAGCGUCACCAUGCUAUGCCAGCGUAUUUUUCCAUUGGGGGUACCCUCAACUCGAAUUUUUCUCAUCUUAAAACGCGCCGAUGCACGCAAUGCGAGCGAAACCGGCUGCAAUGCCUAAAAGAAAGCGCUGAUGUGGCAUGUAAUCCAUGUCAAGAUGCUGGGAAAAAAUGUGUCUUUCACACGCGAUUUUUGAAGGCAGACAAACUCUUGAACUCGAAGACAUCGGACGAGAGCAAGAUUUCUGAGACGCCUUUACAACGUUUCAUUGAGCAGCCCAAUACGCAACUGUCUCAAACUUGGGGUUCAAUAGCACUUGGACACAACUCUAUCCUUGAACGUCAAUCGACUGACGACACAAUACACCCCGAACAAGAUCCGGUGAAUCCAUUGAUCUUGUCGAUGGAUACCACGACCACGGUUCGCGGGCAGAGACAAAGGGAAGUGUUAGAUGCCAACAUAAUUGGGUCUAGGUAUUUUGAAAAAGAGAAUGCUGCACCAUCAAAUACUUUCGUGAGGCAAAGCUGCGAUACAGACAAUAUUCGUUCUAGGCUCGGUAGGCAAAGCAUCGAUGACGACCAGAUCACCAGCCCACUGGCAUACCUGGAAACCUUGAUGCUCCAAUACAUCGAACAGGUAAAAUACAGUUCUAUGGCACCAUUGGCCAGGGUCAAAAACUUCUGGGAACUUCUUUGCAUCGGGGAUGAAAAAGUUCCGGCGUCGAAUGCUGGCACGACGUUGGCUAGCAUUCGCGGCUCAUUAGAUGUUCCAACCGGGGUGCUCAUCAGACAAAAGGUUGACAAUCCUCUGCUGAAGGUGCAUUUGAAAAAAUUGGAUUUUUUAAAGGGGGUAAUUGCAUACACCAUAUGCGAUUUUACCUUUCGGGGAAGCUCAGCUUUCGGCGAUGAUACAGUAUUGCAGAAGACGGCAUACCUUUGCUUUUCCGAGCAAGUUGCAGAUAUAUUUUUACAGGAAUACCAUUGUCAAAUGGCAGAGACUCAACCUUUUGAAGACCGUGUGAAAUUGCGUCGUACGGACAUGUCAGAAAAAAUGAAUAUGAUCAUGCAGCCAUUGAUUGGUGCUGGUGAUAACAUGAAUAGUCUUCACGAAUGCAUGGCAAAAGUGGGCAGUGAGCUGCACACCAUUGUGGGGUCAUACAAAGGAGAGUUUGAAAGCAUCUGGGCGCCUCCAGGUUCAAAAUUCAACACGAGCAUACACGCCCUCGAUGAUUCUCAAUUACAUCCGAACUUUGUUAUCGAGGGCGGAGACAUCCUCAUAACCACAUGUUUCGGGGUCAGAUACAAAGCUCCGGGUAGAGACUGGAGAGUUUGCGUCCCCGCAAAAGUCAUCUUAGCCCCACCAACCAGAAUGAGAUCAAUAACUAAGCGCGGUCGGGAGGAAGAUUCACCGUCUGCUCGGAAGUCUCGGAGGUGAUAUCUCUUGAUUAUCAUGAUGCGGAUCAAUUAUCCUAGGCAGCUACUUCGAGUUUUGCAAUUGACUUCA
Molecule: messenger RNA, 2011 nt
Organism: Botrytis cinerea B05.10
Lineage: Eukaryota; Fungi; Ascomycota; Leotiomycetes; Helotiales; Sclerotiniaceae
Exons: 3
Coding region: 212-1942 (576 amino acids)
Source: RefSeq, a predicted model, not a curated record